This is a messenger RNA of Nothoprocta perdicaria, 6654 nucleotides long. RefSeq names its product xanthine dehydrogenase (gene XDH). The record is from RefSeq and is a predicted model, not a curated record. Lineage: Eukaryota; Metazoa; Chordata; Aves; Tinamiformes; Tinamidae. The coding region runs from base 204 to 4283 and encodes 1359 amino acids. The transcript is spliced from 37 exons. Gene Ontology annotation, molecular function: 2 iron, 2 sulfur cluster binding; xanthine dehydrogenase activity; FAD binding.
GGCUGCUGCCGGCAGGAGCACCAACCAAAGGCAGCUGGCACGCCUCUGUGGUGGCUCUUAUAUAAUAUGGGGUUUCACAGGGUGCCGAUGUGGAAAUAAAGUCCAGCRUUAAGGCGGGCUCGUGUUACUUGUCCUCGCGUCGCCGGCGCUCGCCUUCCAGGGCUGUGUGACCCUGCUUGAGCGAAUUUUGGGAAGUGUGYGGGAUGGCUCCCGAAAGGGCAGGGGAUGAGCUUGUCUUCUUCGUCAACGGUAAAAAGGUGGUGGAACAAAACGUGGACCCAGAAACAACCCUACUGACCUAUCUACGAAGAAAACUGGGCCUAUGUGGAACCAAACUAGGCUGUGGAGAAGGUGGAUGUGGUGCUUGCACUGUUAUGAUAUCCAAAUAUGAUCCCUUUCGAAAGAAAAUCCUCCACUAUAYUGCCAAUGCUUGCCUCUUCCCCAUCUGUGCCCUGCAUCAUGUAGCUGUGACUACUGUUGAAGGCAUAGGAAACACCAAGUCCAGGUUGCACCCAGCUCAGGAGAGAAUAGCAAAAAGUCAUGGGUCCCAAUGUGGCUUUUGCACUCCAGGUAUUGUCAUGUCCAUGUAUACGUUGCUUCGAAACAAACCUGAGCCCAAAAUGGAGGAGAUAGAAGAUGCCUUCCAAGGGAACUUGUGUCGAUGUACAGGAUACAGACCUAUUCUGGAGGGAUACAGGACGUUUGCCAAAGACUGGGGUUGCUGUGGGARAGGAGCCAGUGGCACUAGAUGCUGUCGCGGUGGGAAGGCAAAUAGCACGAAUGGGGGCUGCUGUGGAGGAAAAGCCAAUGGUCCAGGCUGCUGCAUGAAUGAAAAAGAAGACAAUGUGGCAACAAUGUCCUCCAGUCUGUUCAAUCCUUCAGAGUUCCAGCCUCUGGAUCCUACGCAGGAGCCCAUUUUCCCACCAGAAUUAAUGACUCAGAGUAACAAGCAGCAGAAGCAGCUGUGUUUCAAAGGCGAGCGUGUGAUGUGGAUCCAGCCUACAACUCUCAAGGAACUGGUGGCCCUCAAAUCCCAGCACCCCGAUGCCAAACUUGUUGUAGGGAACACAGAAGUGGGUAUUGAGAUGAGGUUAAAGAACCUGCUGUAUCCAGUGAUAAUAGCACCAGCAUGGAUAUCUGAAAUGAAUGCUGUCCAGCACACUGAAACAGGAGUCAGUUUUGGGGCUGCCUGUACUCUGAGCUCAAUAGAGGAGGUGCUGAGAAAAAUGGUGGCAGAGCUUCCUCCCUACAAAACAGAAGUGUUUCAGGCUGUCCUUGAGCAGCUGCGGUGGUUUGCAGGGCCACAGAUCAGAAACGUUGCAGCUCUUGGAGGAAACAUAAUGACAGCAAGCCCCAUUUCUGACUUAAAUCCUGUGUUAAUGGCAAGUGGAAGCAAGCUGACUCUGAUAUCAAAUGAGGGCAAAAGGACUAUCACAAUGGAUGAAAAGUUCUUCACUGGAUACAGAAAAACAAUAUUGAAACCUGAAGAAAUACUUCUCUCUGUUGAGAUACCCUACAGCAGGAAGGGUGAGUACUUCUCGGCUUUCAAGCAGGCUUCACGUCGGGAGGAUGACAUUGCUAUUGUGACCUGUGGGAUGAGAGUCCGGUUCCAAGAAGGCACUAGCCGAGUGGAAGAGAUUAAACUGAGCUAUGGAGGAAUGGCUCCUACAACUGUCCUAGCAAUAAAAACUUGCCAAGAGCUCACUGGGAGAGACUGGAAUGAGAAGCUGCUGCAGGAUGCCUGCCGCUUGCUGGCAGGUGAGAUGGACCUGUCUCCUUCUGCACCUGGUGGCAUGGUGGAUUUCCGACGCACACUCACGCUCAGCUUCUUCUUCAAGUUCUACCUGACGGUGCUUCAGAAGCUGAGCAAGCAGCCCAAUGGCCCUAACAAGCUGUGUGAGCCCAUCCCUUCAAACUACAUCAGUGCCACUGAGCUGUUUCACAAAGAUCCCGUUGCAAAUGUUCAGCUCUUUCAAGAAGUGCCCCCAGGGCAGGCAGCUGAAGAUAUGGUGGGCCGGCCUUUGAUGCACCUUUCAGCAGCCAAACAAGCAUGUGGGGAGGCUGUCUACUGCGAUGAUAUCCCUCACUAUGAGAAUGAACUGUAUCUAACACUGGUGACCAGCACCAAAGCCCACGCUAAGAUMCUUUCUGUAGAUACAUCUGAAGCCCAGACUGUCCCRGGGUUUGUUUCUUUUGUUUCCAUGAAAGAUGUUCCUGGGAGUAACAUCACUGGCAUUGCUAAUGAUGAAACUGUUUUUGCUGAUGGCAUGGUCACUUGUGUCGGUCAUAUCAUUGGUGCAGUUGUUGCAGACACACAAGAACAUUCCAGAAGAGCAGCUAAAGCUGUAAAGAUUAAGUAUGAGGAGCUGAAACCUAUUGUCACAAUUCAGGAAGCUAUUGAAAAACAAUCCUUUUUUAAGCCUAUACGAAAUCUUAAUAAGGGAGAUGUAAAGAAAGGAUUUGAAGAAUCGGAUCAUAUUUUGGAAGGAGAGAUGUACCUUGGUGGACAAGAGCAUUUUUAUCUGGAAACUCACUGCACUGUGGCUGUGCCAAAGGGGGAAGAUGGUGAGAUGGAGCUCUUUGUGUCAACCCAAAACCUAAUGAAGACUCAGGAGUUUGUUGCUAAUGCUUUAGGAGUGCCUUCAAAUCGAAUUGUGGUUCGGGUGAAAAGAAUGGGAGGAGGAUUUGGAGGAAAAGAGACUAGAAAUACUAUUUUUUCAACUGUGGUGGCUGUGGCUGCCUUCAAAACUGGCCGCACAGUGCGGUGUAUGUUGGAUAGAGAUGAGGACAUGCUGAUAAGCGGUGGAAGGCAUCCUUUCCUGGGGAGGUACAAGGUUGGCUUCAUGAAGAAUGGGAAGGUCAAGAGCUUGGAGGUGUCAUACUACAGCAAUGGUGGCAACUCUGUAGACCUCUCUUAUGGUGUUAUGGACAGAGCCCUGUUACACUUGGAUAACUCCUACAACAUCCCCAAUGUCAGAGGUGUGGGCAUCAUUUGCAAGACCAACCUGUCCUCCAACACAGCCUUCCGUGGCUUUGGAGGGCCUCAAGGAAUGAUGAUUGCUGAAAGCUGGAUGAGUGACCUUGCUCGGAAGUGUGACCUUCCACCUGAGGAGGUACGGAAGCUCAAUCUUUACAAUGAAGGGGAUCUAACCCAUUUUAACCAAAAGCUGGAGGGAUUCACUCUGCGAAGAUGCUGGGAUGAAUGUUUGUCAAGCUCUCACUAUCAUGCCAGGAAGAAGAAAAUUGAAGAAUUCAACAGGCAGAAUCGCUGGAAGAAAAGAGGGAUGUGCAUUAUUCCUACCAAAUUUGGCAUCAGCUUCACUAUUCCGUUUCUGAAUCAGGCAGGGGCUCUGAUCCAUGUGUAUACAGAUGGCUCUGUGUUACUUACACAUGGUGGGACUGAGAUGGGUCAAGGACUUCACACUAAAAUGAUCCAGGUUGCUAGCAGGACCCUGGGAAUCCCCACCUCCAAGAUUUACAUCAGCGAGACGAGCACAAACACGGUCCCAAACACCUCCCCGACAGCUGCCUCCGUCAGUGCAGACAUCAAUGGAAUGGCUGUCCAUAAUGCCUGUCUGACUAUCCUAAAGAGGCUUGAGCCAAUCAAACAGUCUAAUCCCAAGGGGUCCUGGGAAGACUGGAUUAAAGCAGCCUACAUGGACUGUGUGAGCCUGUCAGCCACGGGAUUUUAUAGAAUUCCAGAUCUUGGCUACAGCUUUGAGACCAACGAAGGGAGACCAUUCCACUACUUCAGUUAUGGUGUUGCUUGUUCCGAGGUUGAGAUAGAUUGUCUGACCGGCGACCACAAGAACAUUCGCACAGACAUUGUUAUGGAUGUCGGUACCAGUUUGAACCCAGCCAUAGAUAUAGGACAGGUAGAAGGAGCGUUUGUCCAAGGCCUCGGGCUCUUCACCAUAGAGGAGUUGCGCUAUUCUCCAGAAGGGAACUUGUAUACUCGUGGGCCUGGGAUGUACAAAAUCCCAGCGUUUGGAGACAUUCCAACGGAGUUCUAUGUGUCUCUUCUCCGUGACUGUCCRAAUAGCAAGGCAAUUUACUCAUCCAAGGCUGUAGGAGAGCCUCCUCUGUUCCUGUCUGCCUCAGUGUUUUAUGCCAUUAAGGAUGCCAUCUACUCAGCAAGAAAGGACUCUGGCGUGACUGAACCGUUCAGGCUGGACAGCCCUGCCACCCCGGAGAGGAUCCGCAAUGCUUGUGUGGACAUGUUCACCAAAAUGUGUCCAUCUGCCGAGCCAGGAACCUUUAAGCCAUGGUCUGUGCGUGUUUAAAAGCGAAGUCUGAGAAGCAAACUUUCCUCAGGAACCUGGGCUUGCACCAGAGGGACCACAAGGCAGUAGGACUACAAUGGCAAAAAAAAAAAAAAAAAAAAAAAAAAACUGUUCAUGUGGCUCAUCCACUGAUUGAUAGAGCUUUCUCAUUUAAUUGUCCAAUCUUUGUUUCCCCUAAGAGGGGGAAUUGCUGUCUGAUCAUAGCUCUGAAGUAAAUAUAAAUGAAGAGUAAGCAAAUGAUGAUGUUAUCCAGGUUAUUUGAAAAUCUUACAUGAAAUGUAAGAUUUAAUUCUAAGAUUGUAAUUUAAAUGAAAAUCUAAGAUUUCAUUUAAAAUUGCUGCAAGGAUAAGAGGCAAGUUUAUUAUCAACCAGUCUGAAAAAAAUGUUUUGGUUUGGUUUACUAUGGGGAAAAGAAUUGUCACCUUCUGAUGUUAUGCCAAGAAGGAUUUAAAUGCAUUGAACUCAGAUAAACAGUCCUAAUACUCCUCUAGAGGAGACAGGGGAGCAUGAGACAUACUGAGGACUGGACUGUCCUUCUGUGUGUAAAGCCAGAUAAAUACUAGAUGAAGAUGAGGAGGAGUUUUGCAGUUGCUAACUAUGGGUGAAAGUCUUAUGUCUGUAAGAGCAGUUGUUGAGAUGGAAACCUUAAAAUAAGACCAAUCACUGAUUUAUUUUAAGUUAAAUGAGGAUUAUUUCAUCUAUACCAGGUCUUCAAUGAUUUUUUUUAGCUCACAUGCUACCUUGCUGUUUCCAUUAAGAAAUCCAGCUGAUUGGUUUGACACAUUCAAUUUUCCCUUUUCUCCCACCACAUCUUUUGCUUAUCUCAGGACAGGAUACCAAAAAAAGGUCUUUGGAGUAACAGAGAGAGUUACAGAUCAMUGUCCCCAAGGCAAUUUAGUCUGGCCUGGGGCAGGUGGGAAUUAGCUGGGUCCGAGUGCCCUCUAGGGUCAGUCCCUUUCCUGCUGUGAGGGCUUGGCUUUCAAGACAGCUCUUAGUUUUGCUGAAUAUAAAGAACAGAUACAUUUUGCUAAAGGGACUAGUUGUCUGAAAAAUGUGUUUAUUAUAUGAUGACCUCAUACCUUUUGGACUGAAUGCAUUUUUCAUGUUGGAUUUAAUGUUGGGUAUCCUCCUUCACAGUUCUGGUCACUGUCAGUUUUAACACUGCAGCAUCAUGUAUCUCUAGCUUUGUUGUCAGCCAUGUACUGUACCUGCUCCUCAUGUGCAAACUUUCAUCUAUUUUUCUGGCCUACAGCUAUAUCAAAAUAUCCUUUUUCUAUUUUUGCACUCCUAGGGCCGUCAACAUUAUGGUGCAAAAGGAUGCAACUCCAUUGCCUUAAAUAAAAUUUUAUUCACUUAGAUCUUGCUCAGAAUUCCUCUCCAUCUUAGGACUUGCCAAUGCAUGCACAGACUGAAACAUUUUUGAAGCACUCCAAGGCAUAAAAUUGUGAAAGUGCAGAUUUAUGUCUCAGUUUAGAAUAUUAUAGUUUUACCAUCUGGAAAAGGGCAUGUAUAUAUAUGAGUUGCAGAAGUACUUUGUGUCUGCUGUGCUUGCUAUGUAAUUGUUUUAUUAAUUGAUAKGUGAUACUGGUAUUUCUUAAACUCUGAGGCACUAGGCAAGAAAUUUUUUUUCUCCUCCUGAAAGCUGGCAAUAUAUGAAGGGCCUGUCAGAGAUGAAAAUGUAAACAUUUGUGUGCUAGCAAGCUGUCUCUGUGUAUUCAUGUUCUUUGCCCAAGAAGGAAUGAGAAAUCUGAGGCCUGUAACACAGGUGGUAACUGCAUCGUCUCUGCGGCACCACACCUCACAUGAUCUCUGGACACUCUCAUGGAGACCAGGCAGAAAGGAAAUACAAAAGAAACGUAAUUUGUGCUAAUGUGAGUGGUAUCGGUGAGGUUCCAGCAUCCUCYUAUGGAAAUGCCACCGUGGUUCUGGAAAGCACCUUCUUCUCUUGUUUCUACAUGGGUUUGGUGUCUCUCACAGCCAUGGCUACAGCCUGGCAGUUGAAUUUUUUUUGAACUAGGUUCAUGAAGGUGCUUUCUUGUUAUUCACUUUGCAGCCUAUCCUUCUAGGGGGUAUUGGAUUUGAAUCAGAUGAAAGCAAACACAUGAGGGGAGGUGCAGGAAGGUACAAAUUCAAGGUUGCAAAGUUGGAGAAACUGCUUUUUGGAGUGUAGGAAAAGGGAAAUUUGGGGACUUACAGCAGUCUAUGGAGAGAUGCAAUGUAAUGCCCAGCUACGUGUAGGUGGUACAAUGACCUAAAGAACAUGAAGUAGAGCUUUUAUUUUACCUCUCUAACACUGUCUUAACAUUUCAUACACUGCUUUCCAAUGAAAAUAAAUGCUAGRUACUCUAGAGAAGGGACCUGUUGUAAAGGA